Molecule: messenger RNA, 1053 nt
Organism: Fulmarus glacialis (Northern fulmar)
Lineage: Eukaryota; Metazoa; Chordata; Aves; Procellariiformes; Procellariidae
Product: connector enhancer of kinase suppressor of ras 2
Exons: 8
Biological process (GO): regulation of signal transduction
Cellular component (GO): cytoplasm; membrane
Molecular function (GO): protein binding
Source: RefSeq, a predicted model, not a curated record
UCCCAGUGUAAAACUCUCUCUGGCGUCUGUGAUCACAUUAUCUCGCUCUCUUCUGAUCCGCUGGUUUCCCAGUCUGCUCACCUUGAAGUGAUCCAGCUUACAAACAUCAAGCCAAGUGAAGGGCUGGGUAUGUACAUUAAAUCAACAUAUGAUGGUCUCCAUGUAAUUACUGGAACAACAGAAAAUUCACCUGCAGAUCGGUGCAAGAAAAUCCAUGCUGGGGAUGAAGUGAUUCAAGUUAACCACCAAACUGUGGUGGGGUGGCAGUUGAAAAAUUUGGUGAAUGCACUACGAGAGGAUCCGAGUGGUGUUAUCUUAACUUUGAAAAAGCGACCUCAGAGCAUGCUUACCUCAGCACCAGCUUUACUGAAAAAUAUGAGAUGGAAGCCCCUUGCUCUGCAGCCUCUUAUUCCUAGAAGCCCUACAAGCAGUGUUGCUACGCCAUCCAGCACUAUCAGCACACCUACAAAAAGAGACAGCUCUGCCCUUCAGGAUCUCUACAUACCCCCUCCUCCAACAGAACCUUAUGUUCCAAGGGAUGAAAAGGGAAAUCUCCCAUGUGAUGAUGUUGGCAGACAUAUAGUGGGCAAGCCAGUUCAUACAGGAUCCGAAUCUCCAAACUCAUUUCUUGACCAGGAAUAUCGGAAACGCUUUAAUGUGGUUGAAGAAGAUGCAGUUUUAUACUGCUAUGAAUAUGAGAAAGGAAGAACAAGUGGUCCUGGAAGGAGAGAGAGCACACCAACUUAUGGGAAACUAAGGCCUAUUUCUAUGCCAGUAGAAUAUAACUGGGUGGGGGAUUAUGAAGACCCCAAUAAAAUAAAAAGAGAUAGUAGGAGAGAAAAUUCAUUGCUUCGCUAUAUGAGCAAUGAGAAAAUAGGUCAAGAAGACUACAUGUUUCAAAGGAAUAGCAAAAAGGAUACUGGGAAAAAGUCCAAAAAGAAGGGAGACAAGAGUAGUAGUCCAAGUCAUUACUCACUGUUGCCUAGUUUACAAAUGGACUCAUUGAGACAAGAAGUCAUGGGCACACCUGGACCAGAAACUGCUUUGUACCAC